Naegleria fowleri is the source of this 537-nucleotide messenger RNA. RefSeq lists its product as uncharacterized. The transcript has a single exon. The record is from RefSeq and is a predicted model, not a curated record. Lineage: Eukaryota; Heterolobosea; Eutetramitea; Acrasida; Naegleriidae. The coding region runs from base 1 to 537 and encodes 178 amino acids.
AUGUUCAAACAAAUAUUGCUCGUUUUCUUCAUUUUGAUUCUCUUUAGAAAAGCAAUGUCUUUGAGCUCAAAAUACGUGUCGUGCUCAAACGGAAGUGGAUCCUCUUGCAAGAGCUACUUGGAAGUCCAAAUACCGCUAUCAUAUGGCAACUCUCAACAAAUGAACUUUGAUUUAUCAUCGGGGGUUAACGAGCUUGGUAAUUCUAUCAUGUUUAAAUCAAUUAAAAUAUCCGUUAAGAAAUCUCAGCCAAAAGCUAUCUAUCCAUUGAUUUACGUCGGUACUUUUAAUGGCAAGCCAACAGAGAAGAUCAUUAUUAAGGACGAUAUUCUUGUACCAACUUGUGACGAUUCUCCACUAAGUAAUAAUCCCACAUGCGGAUGGAAGAAGAAUGAAAAGGAGAAAAAGUUUUGGAAGUCAAGGUUUUUGUUGUUCAUGCAGCUUCGAGCAAAUGAUGGGAGCGUCACAACAAACAAGAGCUUCCUUGAAUUGUGGAUUCCUUCAGAUGAAAUCUUCGGCUCAUUGCCUUGUUCUCCAUGA